This is a messenger RNA of Procambarus clarkii (red swamp crayfish), 2585 nucleotides long. The record is from RefSeq and is a predicted model, not a curated record. NCBI's taxonomy places the organism in Eukaryota, Metazoa, Arthropoda, Malacostraca, Decapoda, Cambaridae.
AUGUGUAUUGUCAUCAAUGACAAGCUUCCCACUCCUGUAGAAGGUGCUGGUGGCACAGAGGUCUACAGUGACAAAGGGGUCGAUAAGUCCACAGUGGCGGCAGUGAAGGCCACACUGGUUAAGGCCCUCGGCGCUCUCAGUGGUAACGCGGUCAUUCUCUUGGUGGGAGAGGCACGCUGGGUCACCCAUCUGGCCAUACUGGUAAACAAGGAAAGAAUGCUGGGGCCGAACAAUGUGCUUAUGUUGCACCCUACGUCCGGCAGCGUUGACCAGAGGAUGUUGGUGCCACGCCUGCGGCUUGCAGCCAAAGUUCUUGUUCUUGAGCGGCAAUGUUCAGCCUCAGUGGGAGGUCAGUCUCCCGUGGAGACUGACAGAAGAUGUGUCGCCUCCCUCAGACAAGCUGUUCUGUUGCCUGCCGGGGGUUACGAUUUAAGGAACUUCAUCGAGGCGAUCCGUGUGGGACCCGGGCGAGGGUUCCUUGUGGGUUACUUGGGAGAAGUGAUCAACGCCUUGGCUGGAAGUCUUGACUUCCGAGUCGUCAUUAUGGAGGGUUCUGGCUUCGGCUCCGAGACGUCCAAUGGGUCAUACGAUGGCGUCGUGGGACACAUUGAGAGACAGGAGGGCGAUGUGGGGCUCGCCUCCCUCAGCAUCACCUUCAGGCGCUCCCAGGCCAUCGACUACACCUCGUGGCUCGUGUUCGACCCCACCCUCUUUGUCACCAGGGGGCCCAGCGUCCUCAAGGAUCACUUCGGAGUUUUCAAACUCUACACCGUGAACGCGUGGUGUGCCAUCGCUGGAUUUGUGGUUUUCUCAACUGGUUGCUUGUGGCUACUGUGGGCGCCUGAGGUAACCGCAGGCCCCUGGCGUCACCGCUCAGGAGCUUCAUACGCUAAGACAAUACUUCGUUGGGAACAUCGAAGUAGACACGCUAAGAUAAACGCGAAACCUUCCUUCUUCUCCGUGCUGUCCACCGUGUUGAAGGCCUUCAUCAACCAGGGAUCGAGGCACCCUCCGCCAAGCCUGCCUGGACGACAUGUGAUGGUGAGUGCCUGGCUAUCAGCGAUCAUCGUCUGUGGAGUCUACAAUGGCAACUUGACGGCGUUCCUGUCUACGCCCGUGCUGAGCGCCCCGCCCACCACCAUCCACCAACUAGUCGCGCGGGGCUGGAGCGUCCGGCUCGACAAAGCCUAUGGGGGCUACGAUCUUAUCAAGGACACGAAAACCGAGGACUACCGCACUCUGUACCAGCGAGCCGAGGAGCGAGGCCACAUCAUAGAGAACACCGGAGACGCCACCAAGACCAACUUUGGUGAACUGCUGCACAAAGACAUUGCUUAUGUCAUGGGCGCGAUUGGGGCGUAUUACACCAUGAGCAACAUUACUGGACCAGGGGGAAGGUGCGUCCUCGCCUACAGCAAGGAACCCAUGGCCCUCCAAUACGCCGCUCUCGCCCUCCCUAAAAAGUCUCUCCUUAAACCUUUACUUGAUAGAAAGUUACGGUGGAUGCGACAGAUGGGAAUCCUUCGCCAGUACAAUAAGAAAUAUUUUGGGGUCAAGUGUCACCAGUGGGAGACAGCUUCGUCCGAGCCUACGGCUAUGACUCUGGAAGAGGUGGGUGAUAGCAUGCUGAGACCACCAUCAUGGUCCAUGUUGCUGGGCGUCUUCUACGUGUGGGCGGGAGGCGCGGCUCUCUCCUUCCUCGUCUUCCUCUGCGAACUUUGCGCCAGGAAGGUUAGGUUAGGUUAACAGUAGUUUAUAACGGUCUUCACUCUAUCUGCCGUCGCUCCAUGAAACGUUAUGUUACUGGGCUCCACUCAACAGGACUACUGGGCUCCACUCAAUAGGACUACUGGGCUCCUAUAAACAGGACUACUGGGCUCCACUCAACAGGACUACUGGGCUUCACUCAACAAGACUACUGGGCUUCACUCAACAAGACUACUGGGCUUCACUCAACAGGACUACUGGGCUCCUAUAAACAGGACUACUGGGCUCCACUCAACAGGACUACUGGGCUUCACUCAACAAGACUACUGGGCUUCACUCAACAAGACUACUGGGCUUCACUCAACAGGACUACUGGGCUCCUAUAAACAGGACUUCACUUUACCCGCCUUCACUCUGUCAGGCAACACUCAUUAACUAACAUUUCACUACAGACCUUCACUCCACAGAACUUAACUCUCCUUCGCAUAACUCGAUCAUUCAACUUUAAAUUACAUAAAAUGAGCCGGAGUUUACACCAGCAAAACUACCCAGCAAACUGAAGUACGUAUACCGGCUAAUAAUACACGCGUAUAUCCUGUAUUUACAAGAGACGACGUAUAAAACAUACAGUCUACGAUACAUUGAAUCUCAGGUUUUUUGCUUCUUGUUUUGGAUAAAUCAGGAACUAAUAUCAAUUUAUUUCGGGAAAAUUCGUGCGAAACACAAGAUACUUGUCGAUCCCCCGAGGGUCAUUUCCUCCAAUUUCGUAAAUGGGUUGUAUGUAGCGUUUGACACCUGUGUGGGGCGUCAAUAGCUGUGUCGUAACCUUAGGUAAUUACGUUGAUGAAACGUAGUUACGUUAUGGGCUUUCUGGCAGA